This is a messenger RNA of Hyposmocoma kahamanoa, 2205 nucleotides long. RefSeq names its product glutamate receptor ionotropic, kainate 3-like. Gene Ontology annotation, molecular function: transmitter-gated monoatomic ion channel activity involved in regulation of postsynaptic membrane potential; glutamate-gated receptor activity. Lineage: Eukaryota; Metazoa; Arthropoda; Insecta; Lepidoptera; Cosmopterigidae. The coding region runs from base 1 to 2205 and encodes 734 amino acids. Gene Ontology annotation, biological process: modulation of chemical synaptic transmission; monoatomic ion transport; synaptic transmission, glutamatergic. The record is from RefSeq and is a predicted model, not a curated record. Gene Ontology annotation, cellular component: postsynaptic membrane; plasma membrane. The transcript has 14 exons.
AUGGGCGACACGACGAGAGCGCUGCUGCUGCUGCUGUUGCUUAUGUCAACAGUUCUCACCCAAGAUUUUAAAGUUGGUGUGGUGGACGAGUGGCCGGCGACGGCGCGUGCCCUGGAGCACGCGGCGAAAGCGGCGUUGGCUGCGCUCAACUUGACCGGCAUCGGUGAGGUGGAGCCCGCCGCCGUCGAGCCCGGCGAACCGCUUGCGCUACCGGCGCGCAUUUGCCAGCAGGCCAAGGCGGGCGUGACAGUGGUGGUGGGCGGUGCACCGGCGGGCGACAACGCGGAGACGGCCCGCGCGGCGCGACUAGCGGCGGAAGCGGCGGCACGCGCCGGCGUGCCGCUGCUGCUGCUGCAGCCCGCGCCGCUCGCCGCCAGCUGGGAGGUGCUCGCGCUGUACCCGCACGAGGAUGUAGUCGCUCAGGCGGGUGCGGACCUGUGCCAAGCCAAGGGCUGGCGACGCGCCGUGCUGCUGCACGAGGGCAGCGCCCGCAGCGCUGCGCUCAUAGCUCCCGACGAAGAGCAGCUGGAGCUGCAGGCGCGCCGGCUGCCGCCGAAGCACGACGACGCAUUGCUCAGGAACACCCUGCUGGUCCUGAAGAAAGCAGGCGCGACCAACUUUAUCGUGUGGUGCGGGGCCGAGUGCGCGGUGCGCGUGCUGGACGCGGCGCAGCGCGUGGGACUGCUGGGCGCGCGACAAUCUUUCGUGGUACUUUCGCUGGAACUGCACACGCAACCGUUGCACACCUUCAGCCACGGCGGCGCCAACAUCACCGGGCUGAUGUUGUUCGAUCCGGAAGCAGACAGCGUGCGCGACUUGACAUCGGCGUGGCGCGAAGCAGAGGGAGGCGUCCUCUCGGAGGACGCGCUGCCACCGACCGCCGUCCUGCUCGCAUACGACGCCGUCAAGAUCGCAGCGCGCGCGCAUCUCGACCUGCGCUUGGCGCGCAACGAGACGCGCGCCGCGCCCGGCGACUGCGACUCCGGCCGCGGCGCCUUCCACGCGGACUCGCUGCUUAACUACCUUCGCGCGCAGGAGGAGUGGAACGGCAUAUCCGGCGCAUUGUCGUGGGAGGCGGACGGGCAGCGCCGCGUGGACCGGCUGCAGGUGGUGGAGCUACAGCGCGGCGGGCUGCUCGCGCACGCCGGCGUGUGGACGGCGGUAGACGGCGUCGCCUGGGAGCGCCCAGCUCCUGCCGACGGGCCUUCGCCUUCUCCUGGCCUGAUGGUCAAUCGCACCUUCACCGUACUCAUCGCCAUGAAUGACCCAUAUGUGAUGCGACGAGACUCUACAGAUCGGCUCUCAGGCAAUGACAGGUACGAAGAAUGUUUGCUACGUGAAGAGGAUUUGACAUUAAAAAAGGCAAUAGAAAUAUGUCGAGCUGCGGUUGUAUCCAGGAUUUAUUCUGAAAACGUUAAAAAUGAAAUGGAACCAGUAUUUCAGGACAAACAUUUCGCCAUAACAGACCUGACGAUAACAGCGGAACGCGAAAGCGCGGUGGAUUUCACGACGCCGUUCAUGAACCUCGGCAUCGGGAUCCUGUUUCGCAAGCCAAAGCCGCCCGAGCCGAAGGUGUUCGCCUUCAUGUUGCCCUUCUCCACUGGGGUGUGGCUGUUAUUGGGCGUGGCGUAUCUAGGCACAUCCCUCCUACUGUACGCGGUUGGCCGACUGUGCCCCGAGGAAUGGCAGAACCCGUACCCUUGCAUUGAAGAGCCGGUCGCGCUUGAGAACCAAUUCACACUCGCCAAUGCACUGUGGUUCAACCUUGGUGCUGUGCUGCUGCAGGGUUCCGAGAUUGCGCCUGUAGCGUACGGCACGCGCGCGGUAGCGAGUGUGUGGUGGCUGUUCGCGUUAGUCAUCACUAGCUCGUACACAGCGAACCUCGCGACGUUACUAGCGCAAAAGACGCCGGUAUACAUUAUCUCCAACGUUUACGAUCUAGCCAACAACGACAAGGGCAUCUUGUACGGAGCCAAAGCAGGAGGUUCAACAUUCACGUUUUUUGAGUAUUCGAAAGAGCAGAGUGAACUGUACCGGAAAAUGUACGAGGAAAUGAGCAAGCAGAAGAUGCCCGAAUCCAACGAGGAAGGAAUUAAGAGAGUGGUGGAGGAUGACGAGAAGUACGCCUUCCUGAUGGAGUCAACCACCAUCGAGUACACCACUGAGCGCAACUGCCUCGUCACUAAGGUACUGUCUCAGCGAUGA